AUGGAGAGCAACCAGCAACUUCCCCAGAUGAGAGCUUUUGUUAGUACAGUCACGAUCGGAGAGGAGAGGGAGGCACGCACUCUGGAGGAUGCGGUCAAGCUGCAGAGCCAACAGGAGCAAGCCUGGACACAUCUCCAAAAACAGAAGUCAGCCAUGGCAGAGCUUUUUGGAGAGACCUUUGUCAGCUUAGAGAUGGACAGCAAGAAUCUUUCUGUCAUCAUCAAAGAGGAGCGUGAUGCCUUGUGCUGCACUGCAGAGGCCCGCGUCGCCCGCCGCGCAACUUUGGAGCUGUUUCCCCGGCAACCAGGGUGUCUGAACAUGGAGAGCAACCAGCAACUUCCCCAGAUGAGAGCUUUUGUUAGUACAGUCACGAUCGGAGAGGAGAGGGAGGCACGCACUCUGGAGGAUGCUCUAUGGCAGCCUCUCAUCAAAAGCACAGAGGUGGAAUGUGUUCACAGCCACAAGUUCCUGGGCCUGGAGGUUACAUCUGACCCGAGCUGGACACGGAACACAGCUGCUGCGGUGAAAAGAGCCCAGCAGCGCCUCUACUUUGACCAUCGCCCUCUCACUCAGGCCUGUAAGGGACUCAUGGAGAGCACGGGUGUCAGUGCGGUACGGAAAACACCACACAGCAGUCUUGUUGACUCGGGGACUUUUUCCCAUCUGCCAGAGGAUAACACACCGCUGUCUUCGAAAGAGACAAUCUACAGUACACACAAGGAAGAGCAGGGAGGACCAUGGGGGACUCCAACCACCCAGCUCAUGCUCUACUCAAACCCUACAACUGGCUCUACACUACAGGCUGACACACAGAAGAGCAGGCAGCACUGA
Messenger RNA from Knipowitschia caucasica, 831 nucleotides. Lineage: Eukaryota; Metazoa; Chordata; Actinopteri; Gobiiformes; Gobiidae. The record is from the annotation of a GenBank genome assembly.